CGUCGACUACCCCACUGCCAAUCCAGACCAUCAUCCCGCCGUCCGUCAACUCCAACUCCGGUCGAGUCUCGCUCUCGCAGUACCUGGGAGCCUGGGAGAAGUGGUUGGACUUCAAGGACUUCCGUCUCCAGUUUCAUCUGCCUCCGAUCGCCUUGUCGUCACGGCCUGCAGUCUAGGUUUCCACCAUGACCACGGUACGAAUGCAACCUGCAAGUAACGACUGUAGAGAGAGCAAACGCACACAUACUAAUAUCGAUCCAAGGCUGCCAAGAUGGCGGAACAGCGAGGGAAAGAUUCCGUGUCGAGGAAAUGGCUGCAACUUGCACCGAAUACCGGAUGGUCGCGAUCCUGCUGAGCUUGCGUACAACUACCACAUCUGGGCAUGCUGGACUGAAUCGGCCAGGCCAGCGAAUAAUCGCUCCACACGUCUCCAUCCAAGCCAUGAGAUGCCGAGGAGCGAGCGGGUGCUAGACGUGCUUAGCUCCAGCACACAUGGAACAUCGGCAUGCUUGAAACUGGGGACUGGGCGAGACGGAAACCGGGCAAAGAGGUCACCUCCACUACCACGGGACGAUCCCCGGACGGACUUGGGCACCAGUCCGUCUUUCGAAGGAGUCCAUUGUCUUCCCAGUCGAAGCUCGCAACAGUCGCCGACUCGCCGGUGCCAUUACACUGCUCCACAGCCACGGGCUUCCCCAUCCACGGAACCUGAACGGACCAGAAGUCCGGGGAAACGGUCCAAACGGAAUCAAGUCAGCCACACUGGCAGGACUGGCGCACUGGGUACGAAUACGAUACGGCUGCGUGCCAGCGGCUCGGGCACCACCCUCCCUCAAACCAUGUGGCUAAAGCCCGACUCGGCGACCUGGGACCCAAGAAGGGGAGCGAUCCGUCCGCCAAGCUCUUUAGCGUUGACGCAAAAAACCGUUGUCACACAGCUUCGGGUCAAGAGGCGUCCAAUUAUGGCAGGAAGAUCUUCCAGGUGGCGUUCCUUGACUGUUGCCCGUAAUUCCCUUGUCGACCCCCUUGCCCGCUAUCGAUCCCUACCGUCGCAUACGGUCCACUCACCCACCCUGCCCCCUAAACCUUUCCUGGCGAUUUCUAGCGAGCGUUCAGCUGAGGCUUUAACGCCCUAACGCCCAAAUGGGGAAAUCUUCAACGCCCUUGUCGCUGGUCAUCUCACUCCAACCAUUAUCAUCCAAAUACGCUGCCAAAACGGCCAUUACAUUGCGCUCUGCGGGAAGAAGAGAGCAGCAAGUCUAAGGCAACCCAACCUCAACAAGUCAACAAGAUGAUGGGAUAAACAAGUUACACUUCCCGCAUCAGAGACAAUAAGCUACCGAGACACACCGGAAACCGAUAAGAGAUGAGGUGUCGCUAUGUAUGCAUAGUAGUACCGGUGGAGGAAGUGCCCUGAAACCUCCACAAUAGCGGCCUGGGGGCAUGCCUGCUAGCACUUCACGGGGCUUCCCCGUCACUCACUGUAACGGUCCCCCCCCGUCGU
This is a messenger RNA of Neurospora tetraspora, 1504 nucleotides long. RefSeq lists its product as uncharacterized. Lineage: Eukaryota; Fungi; Ascomycota; Sordariomycetes; Sordariales; Sordariaceae. Bases 186 to 1136 code for a protein of 316 amino acids. The transcript is spliced from 2 exons. The record is from RefSeq and is a predicted model, not a curated record.